AUGCAACCACUCGUGCUUCCUCCACCGAGCCUCACUACCGCCCAGUUUGGACAGCCCCGGUUCAACUCGGGCCCAGAGGGGUUUCCGUUGAAUCGACCUUGGUCGACCAAUGCUCGAGGCUGUAGCCCCCGGGCUGCUCUCCCUCGUCAACCUAUGUCUGGCUCGUCUCGUGAAGAGCCCGUGGUGACAUCUGAAGAGUCUCGGUCUCGAUACCCACCGGCUUCCUCACCGGUGACAUCAACUUUGGGAGAAACCCUCACUACUGGCCCAUCUCAGCUACCCCCAGCGGCUCAUGAUCCUUUUCCAGCAUCGAUUCGGUCACGAUAUGGAGACCAGCCAUCUGUCUUUACUGGCUCCCCACGACUUCCACCAGGGGUGGUGGCACCUCCGUAUCCAUUAUCAGCCUUGGAAACGUCCCUUCCUGGGCCGCCAAAUCGUUCUUUAGCACCAAAGUCCACACGACGGACAAAGGCACAUGUGGCAUCAGCGUGUGUGAACUGUAAGAAGAAACAUCUGGGCUGUGACCCAGCACGUCCUUGUCGAAGAUGUGUUCUUGCGGGCAAGGCUCCUAAGGCUUCCUGUGUGGAUGUUACUCACAAGAAACGGGGAAGACCCCCACUCAAAGCAGAAGACUCUUCUAUUCGCCCAUAUACGACACCUGCGGAUCAUCCAGCGAUUCCGGCCGAGUCCCAAUCAGUCCCAGCACACCGAAGCACAUUGCACCGACCAACAUCUUCCAGGGAACUUAGACCGAUGACCGAUCUACACGCCACAGACUCUCCCGGUGCCACGGCCGGAAUGAGAGCCCCAAGUGGUCAACAGCAGCGCUGGUCGGCAUCUGUCUUUCCACUUACUCGGCCGAUGGACCCAGCGGCUACAAUCAUUCAUCAAGGUGUUCGCAGGCCAUUCUCUUCAUCUGGUGCGCCGUCAGAUCCAUCAUUAGUACACCCUGCAUUCAUUCCGAUGACUUGUGUGUUCAAUCCAGUGAUUCAAACCGCAACUAUACCUCCGGGCUUGGACAGACGCUAUCAACCAUACGGCCCGGCGCUACCUCCAACGACAUCUCCUCAACAACACCAUCACCCAGGAGUACCCUUUUACGCCGUAUCCCCCAGCUCCCUUCACCAUACGAUACCGGAUUCCAGAAUCCCACCAGGACCUCGCGAGCCGUACCUAGAAUCUCCUGUCCGACUACCUCCGAUUCACCAGGCUACUGCAAGCCCCGGUCCAACGCCAGGACGCCCAGGACCCCCACCAGGGAUGCCUCAUCACGCACACAGACUCAGUGAUCCCUACCCCGGACUCUGGAGUACCGGCCGAGAAGAGAGUCGAAUGGAUCCACGAGGCCCACCGGCACAAAGACCCAUGGGCUCCAUGUUUGCCCACUCGCCCCACCAUGGCCACCAACGCUCCUCCUCAUCCACUACAGGACCCCGAGAUCCCAUCCCACGGCACCUCGGUCCAAUUGACCUCUCAAGCCCUGUUCAAAUGGCCCAUUCCCCGCUCCUUGGAGUCCGGACCGCCCCAUCGACGACAGAAUCCGACCCCGACCCUGAACAACGACCAGUCAAACGCCGUAAAAUGGCCCUAGACGACAUGGUCAACGGUUAA
Penicillium odoratum is the source of this 1611-nucleotide messenger RNA. RefSeq lists its product as uncharacterized. The transcript has 2 exons. Bases 1 to 1611 code for a protein of 536 amino acids. Gene Ontology annotation, molecular function: zinc ion binding; DNA-binding transcription factor activity, RNA polymerase II-specific. The record is from RefSeq and is a predicted model, not a curated record. Gene Ontology annotation, biological process: regulation of DNA-templated transcription. NCBI's taxonomy places the organism in Eukaryota, Fungi, Ascomycota, Eurotiomycetes, Eurotiales, Aspergillaceae.